This is a messenger RNA of Lates calcarifer (barramundi perch), 3479 nucleotides long. RefSeq names its product solute carrier family 26 member 9. The transcript is spliced from 21 exons. Gene Ontology annotation, cellular component: membrane. NCBI's taxonomy places the organism in Eukaryota, Metazoa, Chordata, Actinopteri, Centropomidae. Bases 132 to 2447 code for a protein of 771 amino acids. The record is from RefSeq and is a predicted model, not a curated record. Gene Ontology annotation, molecular function: bicarbonate transmembrane transporter activity; oxalate transmembrane transporter activity; sulfate transmembrane transporter activity. Gene Ontology annotation, biological process: transmembrane transport.
AUUUUCAGUUUCUUAGGCUCCACCCACAACGUGUAAAGAGUCUUAAGUGUGACCUGAUAAGUAAUCAAGCAAAUGAGUGAUACCCACAUCUGAGCCAAAUGCCUUCAGACUUUGUGCUUCAACAAUAAGCCAUGCAACAGGACCGCCCACGUUAUGUGAUUGACAGGCCGGCAUAUAACCUCCCAGACUUCGACAGAGAGUUUGACAAGAGGAGUAGACAGUUCCCUGUUGGAGAGAAAGUAAAGAAACUCUUCAGAUGCUCUCUGCCGAGACUGAAGGGCUUGUUAUUCAGACAUCUGCCUGUACUGAGCUGGCUUCCCAAGUACAAAGCGAAAGAAAACUUGCUGUGUGAUGUCAUCAGCGGGGUCAGCGCCGGCACCAUUCAGGUUCCCCAAGGCAUGGCAUUUGCCCUCCUGGCAAAUCUCCCUCCCGUCAAUGGUCUCUACUCGUCUUUCUUCCCCCUCAUCCCGUAUUUCUUCAUGGGCACUGCUCACCAGAUGGUUCCAGGUACUUUUGCUGUCCUCAGCAUUAUGGUGGGAAUCGUGUGUCUUAGGCUGGCUCCGGAGUCAGACUUUGGUCAUUUCAAUGCCACUCUCAAUACUACAAUAGUGGACACAGACAGGAUGAAUGAGAUUCGCCUGGGAAUAUCUGGAACCCUGGCCUGCCUCACUGCGAUCAUACAGAUUGGCCUUGGCUUUAUGCAGUUUGGCUUUGUUGCCAUCUAUCUGUCUGAAUCCUUCGUCAGAGGCUUCAUGACUGCUGCAGGAUUGCAGAUCCUCAUCUCAGUGCUCAAAUACAUCUUUGGCAUCAAAGUGCCACCUUAUAGUGGCCCGCUGGCUGUUGUAUAUACUCUCAUAGAUAUUAUAGCUGGCCUUCCUGAUACCAACAUAGCGUCGUUAGUAUUUGCUCUGGUGAGCAGCGUUGUUCUGAUUAUCGUGAAGGAGCUGAGUGCACGCUACCGCCACAAGCUGCCCUUCCCCAUUCCUAUGGAGAUCAUUAUUGUGGUGGUGGCAACAGCCAUCUCAGGCCCUCUGCAUCUUCCUGAGAUCUAUCACAUGGACAUAGUGGGGGAAAUCCCUCUGGGUUUCCCAGCACCAAUCCUGCCAACAGUGAGUCAGUGGGAAGACAUGUUGAGCACAGCUUUCUCCUUGGCAAUAGUGGGGUAUGUCAUCAACUUGGCUAUGGGCAGGACACUGGCAGCCAAGCAUGGCUAUGAUGUGGAUCCCAACCAGGAAAUGUUGGCUCUUGGCUGCAGCAAUUUCCUCGGCUCCUUCUUUAAAAUCCAUGUGAUCUGCUGUGCCCUGUCUGUAACCCUGGCUGUAGACAGUGCUGGGGGAACAUCACAGUUUGCCAGUUUGUGUGUGAUGCUGGUCGUAAUGAUUACCAUGCUUGCAUUGGGAGCCUACCUGAAACCACUUCCAAAAUCAGUGCUUGGAGCUCUAAUUGCAGUCAACCUGAAAAACACACUCCUUCAGCUCUCUGACCCCUAUUACUUAUGGAAGAAGAGCAAAUUAGACUGUUUUGUGUGGGUUGUGUCAUUCUUGGCCACAUUCUUUCUUAGCUUGCCUUAUGGAGUUGCGAUCGGAGUGGGCUUUUCCAUCCUGGUAGUGAUAUUCAAAACACAGUUUCGUAAUGGCUCAGCAAUGGUCCAGGUUAUGGAUACAGAUAUCUACAAAAACCCGAAGGCGUACACUAAGGUCGUGUCAGUAACGGGUGUUAAAAUAGUGAACUACUGUUCACCACUCUAUUUUGCAAAUGCUGAAAUAUUUCGCCAGAGGGUAAUCAAAAAGACUGGGCUGGACCCUGGCAAACUUAUUCUGGCCAAGCGGAAGUUCUUAGAGAAAGAACAGAAGGAAAAGGCAAAAAAUGAGAAAAGGGACAAGGAGACAAGAAGGAGAAAGCCCAGCUCUUUGGUUAGCAUGAAGGUUCAGACCAUAUCUCAGCUUGAACUGCAAAAUGACUUUGAUAUGAACGAUAGCAGUGCCAACAAACCUGAACCUCCCACCAGUUAUGUCAACUUCCACUGUAGUGACAUUGAGCUGGGUGAGCAGGCGCCUGACCAAGAGCCACCCAGUCCCUCUGCUGUGACACUGGAGUUGCAGCCCAUGCCCUUCCACACCCUCAUCCUGGACCUGGCAGGGGUCUGCUUUAUUGAUCUAAUGGGCAUCAAAGUACUGAUAAAGAUGAACUCAAGCUACGAGAUGCUGGGCAUUAAACUAUACCUGGCUGGUGUUCAAGCCCAGGUGUAUGAGGAACUGGAGGCUGGAGGAGCUUUUGAUAACGGCAAUAUUGCCCGCAGUAAUCUCUUCCUUUCUGUCCAUGAUGCCAUUCUGUUUGCUCAGCACACCUCUGGAGAGAGGCGAGCCUCCGUAAAGGCAGAGAGAGCAAGCCAGGAACUUGCUUUUAACAUUAAUGAGGAGAUGGAUUUGGAACAGGAGAUGUUUUGAGCACUGAUUGCUGCAGUGGAGAUGCGCAGAAGAAAGAUACCAAAAAUAUUGACAAUAAUCUUCAGUGUCACUGUAAUUCAUGGAAAUUUAUUGUUGCCAAAAUAUAUUCUGUUCUUCUUUUUGCUGACUAUCAAUUAUCCCAAAUAAAAUGUUUUAAUUUGUGGUUGCCCACAGUAAUCAGUGCUCGACUCUGCUCACAGGGGGGUGGUACAUACCAGCACAAGAAACCCCCAACAACAAGUAAGGUCUGAGCAGAUAAUGAGGGGGACUCUGAGUCUCAGUUCACCCACCCCUCACAAUAACUAUGGAGUGAACCUGCUGACUGCGCAGUCAUACAGAAGUGGUCCUGUAAUUAACUGGAGUGUGCAUGGCCACAGCUGUGAGGUACAGCCAGCUGAGCAGUCUGGCCAAAUCCCUGUGGAGGCAAGACGUUGAGGAAGGCUAAACAUAAAUGAAAGGAGGAAUACAUAGCAUCAGCAGUUUCAUGGCUUUGUUGUCUUCAACUCUAUUAAAGACCAUAGGCUGCAUCAUUUUCCAUAAGGAAGAAUAAAGCCACAACAACCAAAAUAACGCUUGUAGUUGUUGCUGGUUGCAUCAGUGGAGUGACAAAGAGUAACAAAGAAAAAUAUGUGGGCCAACUAACUUGUGUUUGUGUAGCAGGUGCUUAAAGGCCUGUGGUGUCUAGUCUAGCAGCAGGCUGACAGUGGUGUUGGUAUGCCUGUGAUGCAUGAAUGGAUUUAUGAAGCUAUUAAGAAAUCAUCCUAAGGUAUUCUGGCACACAUCUGCUCCUCUGCUCCCCUUCCUCUCUGCAGCAAUUUGGCACAACAAGUGAUUACAAGGUUUCUAUGGCCAUCAGCUUUAAUUUGGAGCUCUGGGAAAGUCUCUCAUCACUUAAUAUGUGUGUGCGCGUGUGUGUGAGAGAGAAAGAGAGAACAUGUUUGUGUUUAAUUUCAUCACCUGCAGCUCAUCCUUGUCUUUCUUUUCUCCCUGAUUGCUUUCAGACCGUCUGUAGAAGCCCUCUGCUUGAGCCUG